Messenger RNA from Cavenderia fasciculata, 426 nucleotides. RefSeq lists its product as uncharacterized. The coding region runs from base 1 to 426 and encodes 141 amino acids. The record is from RefSeq and is a predicted model, not a curated record. NCBI's taxonomy places the organism in Eukaryota, Evosea, Eumycetozoa, Acytosteliales, Cavenderiaceae. The transcript is spliced from 4 exons.
AUGCAACCCCCUCAUUGUUCACCAACAAAUAAUAACCUUCCAAUUACAACAAAGAAUAAUCAUAAUAAUUUUACCAAUCACUCCAAUCCACAAUCUUCAUUCACCAAUCAAUCAAUCAUUCAAUCAUCAACAAUCUGUACACUAAUCAUUAUUCUCUUCAACUCUUUUGAUAUUAAAUUACUUCACCCAGAGGGUUUCCCAGGUUCGCCCCCGUCUCCAUACUCCACCAACCAUUCAUAUUACAUCUUUGAUCUUCCACCGGGCCACGAUGGUUGGUGGAAUAAUCCAUUCAUAAUCAAUCGGGCAGAGCCAGCAGCCAUCAUCCGUUGUCCAAUAUCCAUUGCCUCCCCAGUCAUCAUUGUCGAUGAUCAACUAUCAUCCACCAGGUGGAAGAUCAAGGAUGGAAUAUGCAAUAUCCGCCGAUGA